This is a messenger RNA of Rhodofomes roseus, 570 nucleotides long. RefSeq lists its product as uncharacterized. The transcript is spliced from 3 exons. The record is from RefSeq and is a predicted model, not a curated record. NCBI's taxonomy places the organism in Eukaryota, Fungi, Basidiomycota, Agaricomycetes, Polyporales, Fomitopsidaceae. The annotation marks the transcript as partial.
GCACCGGAACCGGUGUCGAUUUCCAGCUACAUUACGGCUCACGAGAAAUGCUCAGUUUGCACAUGUCUUCAGCAUGCUCGCUGUGAUGUGCUUCCGGGCUCUAUGAGCUGCUCCCAAUGCGUUGACUUGGGCGUCCAGAUACUGUGUACCGUGACCCAACCAUCGAGGGCACGCAUGUGGCAGCGCGUCAAGAGUGAACCAGCCUACUACCUCAGCCACCACUUCAUGGCCAAUCUGCAAUUGGUUUUACACGCAUGGGAAGCCCAGCGCGCGCGCCAUGCGCACGCUUAUGAACACUUUCACCACACAGUAUACCCGCGUCUUUCCAAUCCGCUCUCGCCGCUCUACGAGAGCGAUAAGACGGAGUAUCUUGAGAUUUACUAUAGUUGGAGAGCGGUCAAAACAAUGACGCUCAUGCUAUACGCAUACGAUGGAAGUUACAGGCGCUUGUUACAACGGCUCAGAGAGCAGCGCGCACGUCAGGAGGCACGUUCGAGACUUCGCGUAUGGUCUUACUAGUAGAGUACAUACUUCUUCUUGUGGAAUCCAAAUCAAGAUCAUGUGCGUCUA